AUGCACAAGAUCUCCAACUUUACGGGCCAGGCCCGUCAUGGUUGGGAACGAAUGACGCCGACUUUUGGGAUGUCGAGACCUCACACCGACAUGGCCUUUCGACGGCCGCACGGCGCUCCGCCAAUGACUCCCCCGACGAGCAUCGAUCCUACCGUCAACCUAUCCUUCAACGUUCCGUUCUCGUCCACGUUGGCCGGUCCCGAUGUCGAGGAUGUACUCCACGCUAGUCCCAACGCGCUCCAUCGCUGGACUUUUCCGGAGGGUACGCCAGAAGGCACGCAGGUGCACCAGCUCCCUGUGCACACCAACAACGUCGAGGGGUUGGGGAGGCUAUGUCGGCAGAUUACCGAAGGUAGUGGGGGCCGGGUUGAGGCCACACUGACGUCCUCGGAACCCAAGGUUGUCCCGUCGCUCCAACGGCGACCAAACGGCUUGAUGACGAACGUUUGUGUCACGGGUGACGGGGAGACAGUGCGCAAGAUGCGGGCAAAGAUUCUCAACGAAACUCCAAUCAUGCUGCGAUGUGCGACUGUCGACGUGGAUAUGCACCUGAUCAUGGACGGAUCGCCCAAAGGCAUCCGCGCCAGUGUUCUCGAGCACAUGGAUACCUUGGCUGCUUACACGGGUACCGAUAUCUUCCUGCUGACGCCCAAACUCCAUGACGCGGAUAGUGCGGUGGUUUCUUCCUACGGCUACGCAUCCGAUAACGGCCUUGAACAACGCUUCCGAGUCGCCAUUUAUGGCGACAUGGAGAGUUCGGAGCAUGCCAAGACGCGAGUUCUGAUCAUGAUUGAUCAAAUUCUCAAACGUCACGUCGAUGCAAUGAAGCUGGAGCUGACCAUGCACACCUUGGUCUGUGGCCGCACCCGCAAGAACAUCAAGCUCAUCGAAGCUGCUACCGGCACGGCUAUCUACUUCCCGCCGCCAUUCCCUCGAAUUUUUGGUUAUACCCCUCCUGGUGCGAAUCGUCGAAGCGAGGACGAGGUCUACAUUACGGGCGAGACGCCGGACCAGAUUGCACGGGCUAAGCAGAAAUUGCGGGAGCUGGUGAUGGGUGUCAAAAUAUAUGUCAAGGACGUCGUUGUCAACUCGAGCAAGAUUGACAACAUCCUGCUCGACCGUCUGGACAAGGUUCGCAAGGUGAUGGAGAUGAACGGCUCCUACGUCCUAUUCCCACAGCUGGGCAGCCAACGCGGCCUUGUUCGCAUUCAAGGCACUGAGGUUUUGCAUGUGGAGCGAACCGUCAGGGAGAUCAUGGCUCUGGCUGGUCAAUUCUACAGUGCCUCGUGGUGGAUCAUUAUGCCCGACCCGGCUCAAAGCGGCCUUCGCUCUCCGUCGACUUCCGAUGUUCGUUCCAUGCUCUCCGAUAUCUGUACCAACUCCGAAGCCGAGGUCAGCUUUGACAACUUGACUUUCACCAUCAACGGAUCCGACGAUGCAGUCAAGGCUGCCAUGACUGUCAUUCAUCAAAUCCCAUUCGUCACGCGAAGCCAGUACCAAAUGCGGGUCAAGAUUGAGCUGGCCAACGAACACAAGGAAUUCGUCAGCGGCAAGAAGAAUGGCAAGAUUAACAAGAUCAUGGGUCAAAGCAAUGUCCAAAUCAUUUUUGACGGCUUCAACGAGUACAACUUCUACAUUGAUGUCUGUGGGAACCAGUACGACUCGACGAAAAACGGCCUGGAUCUGGUCGAGCAGGAGAUGCCUGCUUCCAUCUCUUUCCAUGUGCCGGACCAGUACCACAAACGGAUUAUCGGUAUCGGAGGCCAGCACAUCCAGCGAAUCAUGAAAAAGUACUCGGUCUUCGUCAAGUUCUCCAAUGCCAUGGACCGUGGUGGCAUGGGCAAAGAAGAUGAUGACAUCAAAGUUGACAAUGUCAUCUGUCGGACACCUGCUCGUAACGCGCAGAGCCUGGAUCUCGUCAAGCAGGAGAUUAUGGAUAUGGUCGAGAAAGUUGACGCCGAAUACGUGUCUGAGAGAGUCGUUAUCAACCGGCUGUACCACCGCGAAUUGUUAGCUCGCAUGACCGAGAUCGAUGAACUCGAAAAGAAAUGGAAUUGCAAGAUCGAAUUUCCUAGCACUGAGCUUGCCAGCGACGUCGUGACCAUCUCCGGACCGGAGUAUCAGGUCCCUCAAGCCGUUGAUGCGUUGCUGGGCAUGGUGCCGGAGAGCCACGAACUUCAUUUCCAAAGCUCCGUGGAGCUUCGGGACCACUUCAAGUCGUCAGACUUCCUUUCCGAUGUUCGGACCAAGCUCAAGGAACAGUAUGAAGUCGAUAUCACGGUGGACACGAGCGCCGAUAUUCCGGCCUCCGAGGAAGGUUCAUCACCUACGCCUCCACCUGAGGACCGUGUGGUCCUCGGCUACACCCGGAACAAUGCUGGCGGCCUCAAGGAUGCCAUCGAUUUCUUGAUCUCUCGUCUGGUCGCGCACGGACUCGACGCGACAACCGUCAAGGGAGCGAUCCCGCGGCCCAAGUCGGAUUCGUUCGAGGAGUCGCUGCCCUUCUUCGACUCGAAACUGUUGCAGCACGCUCCGGCCCCGCUCUUGACGGACUCGCCUACCCGGCCCAACUUUAUCGAUGAGACCAGUGAGCGAGGUUCCAUCUUCGAGCGUCUCCGAAAGCCUGGAAGCAUUUCGUCGUUCUCCUCGUUUAUCGGCCGCAAGAAUCACUCAGCUUCGCCGGGCUCCUUCUUCAAGCACGCAUCGAGCAAUGCCUCUAAGGCGUCGCUUGUUUCCAUGGAGUCGCGGGACAGUGGCUACCGCAACCCUUGGAAUGACUCGGGAGUCAAUCUCCCCGAAGACGACGUCCCCGUCCUGGGGAGCUCGCACAGCCACAAGAGCAGCAGCAGCAACGGCUGGCCUACGCGCUUCGACACCAAGUUUCCCUUUGGCACGGCGCCGGGCGACAUGACCCCCAAGCAUGACCUGCGCACCUCUUUUGACAGUGGUCGCCCUAGCACUUCGAAUUCUACUUCUGGAUACCCGGCCCCAAUUGGGCCACCGCGUUAA
Penicillium alfredii is the source of this 3009-nucleotide messenger RNA. Its product is annotated as KH domain protein. The transcript has 7 exons. Gene Ontology annotation, cellular component: nucleus; cytoplasm. Lineage: Eukaryota; Fungi; Ascomycota; Eurotiomycetes; Eurotiales; Aspergillaceae. Gene Ontology annotation, molecular function: mRNA binding. Bases 1 to 3009 code for a protein of 1002 amino acids. The record is from RefSeq and is a predicted model, not a curated record. Gene Ontology annotation, biological process: nuclear division.